GCUCCCCGCCGAGCUCUCGUCGCCCGCCGGAGCCUCUGCCAGGGGAUGAGGUGGGUGGCGCUAGAAACCACUUAGCUACAGCCAACCGCCCAAUGCAGCACUCGCUCGCUCCCCCCGCCAGCGGAAGCGCCCGCGGAGCACAAUGCAGCACUGAGGCAGCGCCGCGGUGGAGGCUGCAGCGCCACGGUCGCCGCAGCACCGGCCGGGGUUGGGAGGGGGUGGCCCAGGCGAGCCGGGGCCGCGGGGCGCGGGAUUCGGACGCAGCUGCCCGGGCAUGAGGAGCUGAGCGUCUCGGGCGAGGAGGGCUGACGGCUGCACCAUGCAGGCGGCGGCGGCUGUAUCCGUGCCCUUCUUGCUGCUCUGCGCCCUGGGGACCUGUCCCCCGGCGGGCUGCGGCCGGGCAGGAGACGCCUCGUUGACGGAGCUGGAGAGGAGGAAGGAAAACCGCUUCCUGGAGCGCCAGAGCAUCGUGCCACUCCGACUCAUCUACAGCUCGGGCGAAGACGAAACUGGGCACGACGCGCUCGAUACGCGGGUGAGGGGCGACCCCGACGGCGGGCAGUUGACUCACGUUGACCAGGCAAGCUUCCUGCUGGGUGCCUUUGGAACAUCGUUUAUUCUUGAUGUCCUGCUAAAUCAUGAUUUGCUGUCCUCUGAAUACGUGGAGAGACACAUUGAACAUGGAGGGAAGACUGUGGAAGUGAAAGGAGGAGAACACUGUUACUACCAGGGCCACAUCCGAGGAAACCCUGCCUCAUUUGUGGCAUUGUCAACAUGCCAUGGACUUCAUGGGAUGUUCUAUGAUGGGAACCACACCUAUCUCAUCGAGCCAGAAGGAAAUGACACCUCCCAAGAGGAUUUCCGUUUUCAUUCGGUUUACAAAUCCAGACUGUUUGAAUUUCCCUUGGAUGAUCUUCCAUCUGAAUUCCAACAAGUAAAUAUCACUCCACCAAAAUUUAUUUUGAAGCCAAGACCAAAACGGAGUAAACGACAGCUUCGUCGAUAUCCUCGUAGCGUAGAGGAGGAAACCAAAUAUAUUGAACUGAUGAUUGUGAAUGAUCAUCUCAUGUUUAAAAAACAUCGGCUUUCAGUGGUACUUACCAAUACCUAUGCGAAAUCUGUGGUGAACAUUGCGGAUUUAAUAUAUAAAGACCAACUUAAGACAAGGAUAGUAUUGGUUGCCAUGGAAACCUGGGCUGCUGACAACAAGUUUGCCAUAUCUGAAAAUCCAUUGAUCACCCUACGUGAAUUUAUGAAAUACAGGAGGGAUUUUAUCAAAGAGAAAAGUGAUGCAGUUCACCUUUUUUCGGGAAGUCAAUUUGAGAGUAGCCGGAGCGGGGCAGCUUAUAUUGGUGGGAUUUGCUCGUUGCUGAAAGGAGGAGGCGUGAAUGAAUUUGGGAAAACGGAUUUAAUGGCAGUUACACUUGCCCAGUCGUUAGCCCAUAAUAUUGGUAUUAUCUCAGACAAAAGAAAGUUAGCAAGUGGUGAGUGUAAAUGUGAGGACACGUGGUCUGGAUGCAUAAUGGGAGACACUGGCUAUUAUCUUCCUAAAAAGUUCACCCAGUGUAGUAUUGAAGAAUAUCAUGACUUCCUGAAUAGCGGAGGUGGUGCCUGCCUUUUCAACAAACCUUCUAAGCUUCUUGAUCCUCCUGAAUGUGGCAAUGGCUUCAUUGAAACUGGAGAGGAGUGUGACUGUGGGACCCCGGCAGAAUGUGUCCUUGAAGGAGCAGAGUGUUGUAAGAAAUGCACCUUAACUCAAGACUCCCAGUGCAGUGAUGGUCUUUGUUGUAAAAAGUGCAAGUUUCAGCCUAUGGGAACUGUAUGCCGUGAAGCAGUAAAUGAUUGUGAUAUUCGUGAAACAUGCUCAGGAAAUUCAAGCCAGUGUGCCCCCAAUAUUCAUAAGAUGGAUGGUUAUUCAUGUGAUGGUGUCCAGGGAAUUUGCUUUGGAGGAAGAUGUAAAACCAGGGAUAGACAAUGCAAAUACAUCUGGGGGCAAAAGGUGACAGCAUCAGACAAAUACUGCUAUGAGAAACUGAAUAUUGAAGGCACCGAGAAGGGUAACUGUGGGAGAGACAAAGACACAUGGAUACAGUGCAACAAACGGGAUGUGCUUUGUGGUUACCUUUUGUGUACGAACAUUGGUAAUAUCCCGAGGCUUGGAGAACUCGAUGGUGAAAUCACAUCUACUUUAGUUGUACAGCAGGCAAGAACAUUAAACUGCAGUGGUGGGCAUGUUAAGCUUGACGAAGAUAUAGACCUUGGCUAUGUGGAAGAUGGGACACCUUGUGGUCCCCAAAUGAUGUGCUUAGAACACAGGUGUCUUCCUGUGGCUUCCUUCAACUUUAGUACUUGUUUAAGCACUAAAGAAGGCACUGUUUGUUCAGGAAAUGGAGUUUGCAGUAAUGAGCUGAAGUGUGUGUGUAACAGACACUGGAUAGGUGAGGACUGCAGCACUUACUUCCCUUACAAUGAUGAUGCAAAGGCUGGCAUUACUCUGUCUGGCAAUGGUGUUGCUGGUACCAAUAUCAUAAUAGGCAUAAUUGCUGGCACCAUUUUAGUGCUGGCCCUCAUAUUAGGAAUAACUGCAUGGGGCUAUAAAAACUAUCGAGAACAAAGGUCAAAUGGACUCUCUCAUUCUUGGAGUGAAAGGAUUCCAGACACAAAACAUAUUUCGGACAUCUGUGAAAAUGGGCGACCUCGCAGUAACUCUUGGCAAGGUAACCUGGGAGGCAACAGAAAGAAAAUCAGAGGCAAAAGAUUUAGACCUCGGUCUAAUUCAACUGAGAGGGAGCCCCAAGCACCUGAGCCUGGGCACUCCCUCGCCCAGACAGUCCCAUCCCAAGGCAUAAACCCAGGGGGCUCUGACAGCCCCCAGACAGGGAGUCUGGAUCACAGGUAUUUAAACCCAUGGUUCAAAAGAGACUAUAAUGUAGCUAAGUGGGUAGAAGAUGUGAAUAAAAACACUGAAGGACCAUACUUUAGGACUUUAUCUCCUGCCAAGUCUCCUUCUUCGUCAACUGGGUCUAUUGCCUCCAGCAGAAAAUACCCUUAUCCAAUGCCUCCCCUUCCCGAUGAGGAGAAGAAAGUGAACCGACAAAGUGCCAGGCUAUGGGAGACAUCCAUUUAAGAUCAGCUGUUUACAUGUGAUACAUCGAAACUGUUUACUUCAACUUUUAUAGAAACUCAGCCUCACUGAAUCACUGCAAAUCUAUCUGCUCUUCAAACAACUCGAAAACAUCUCUGAAUGCCACAGAGGAGAGGAAGCCGAGACUCGCAUCUGGAUACCAUUUUCUUUUUGUCAUUGGCUUCAGAUUUAAUUGAACCAUGAAAAGAACUACUGAAAUGUUACACUAUAACAUGGAACAACUAAGGUACUGGUAUGUUAAUGGAUAAUCCGCAUGACAGCUAUAUGUAGAAAUAUCACUGAAAUUAACUCACAUGACCCAAAUGUAGCAAGUUUCCUAAGGGACAAUAGUGGAUUCAGAACUUGACAUUCUGAAGCACAUCCUCAUUGUAGACAGUAAUGCUAUGUGCAUGAAGCUUCUGUUUAUUGUUUUCCACAUUUAAGGAAACAGCAUCCCAUAAUAGAAACUAGCAUGCAGGGCUAAAGCAUAUAGGAUUUCUUCUGCAGGACUUUAAAGCUUGAGGCCAAUAUCCCAUAUGCUAACUGUAAACAUGUAUUUUUCUUUUUUUUUCUUUUUUUUUACUUUUCAUAUUUAUAUCAGCAUACAAGGACAAUUGUACAUAUGUAAACAUUUUUAAAAUUUAAAAAAAGCAGCUGUUACACACAAGUGUAUUUUGCCAGAUGCCUAAAAACAAUCAGUCACAAUCACGUCAUCAUCAUCCAUCAAAUGGUCUUUAAAGAUUAUGACCGGAUGAUGUUGUAAAUAUAGUGGUCAGGGCUGUAUAUGUGUCUCCCCAUAAUUGGUAUUUGUCCAAACCAUGUGCUAUCCCUUUAAAGUGUGCACAGUCUAGAGGCAGUUUUAUUGAGUAAUUAAUUGAACAAGAGAACAAAAUGUACAACAGAACUUAGGGCCUCCACAGCUUGCUUACUGCCUCAAGGCGCUCUGCUGCCAGCUGGCUGCUCCCUGGGAAUCCUCCAGCCUGUCCAUCUUCCUUCUGGGGGCUACAGCACCUGCCUCAGUGGCUAUUCUUUUUCGGUGCCAGAGCACAUCUGCUAGUCUCACCUUGGGGGUCCUGUGAGCCCCACAGCAGUGUGUCCUGCUGAGUUAAACAAAUGCACCAAAGACACAGGAGGCCACAGCUGCUGAUGCAUUGGUAGCUUCCAACUUGCCAAUACUCUAACGCUUUGUGGCCUAAACUUUUGUUCUUUAACAAAGCUUUUUAGCCACCCUUAUCUGUGACAUGAAUGACGUGUUUUAAUGAAAACAACUUUCACACUGUUUAUUGAGGGUAUAUAGCAUCGGUGGGACGUGAGUCCCAGCAGGUCAUUCUGCACUGUUGUGUAAGUAAGAUAUGGAAGGUUCUACCAGCUGGGCUGGGAAGCCUCAACAAGCCUCAACAGGUCGCAGAGGGUUCAAAGAAACCUAAAACCCUAAGGGUGCAGCAACUGUGAAGUUAUCCAAACAGCUGGCAAGGGGUAGAAUCUGACGUUCUGAACUCUCUAUUUUUUUAAUCCAUAGAAAAGCGAGAAAUCUAUGUUAAAUCCCCUUCUUUAAAACCAAAGUUUGAUAGCUGUCAUCAUGCAGCUCUGCCAUUCUUAAAGAAAACUUCUCUUGGGAGGCGACCCUAAGUGAGCUCAGAAAUUAAUGGGAUCAAUCAGAUGCUUUGAUGUAAAGAAUACUUCUGAAUUUUCUAAUUUUCUCUCCUUUUUCUUGAGAGGAAUGGAAUCUGCAGACAAGAUUUCAGAAAUAUCCUCUAAAUUUGAUCUCUGCCAGUAGUGUCCGAGGACAAAACCCAUUUCAUCUCCGUGUGUAAUCAUCUUGGAGGCCCAAACUAAAGGGCCCAUUAGAAGGCAGUGUUUUCUCCUCUAUGUGUCUAUGUCUUCCGUAACGGACCUCUCUUCUGAAAGUCUUUGAAAACAUUUGAGAAGCAGUUUAAUUAUUGAAAAUGAUAAAGUAUAAACAGCAGUUUUCAUGACAGGAAGGGAUGUGAUUGUCGAGACUACAAUAAAAUGAUCCAUCACUCUCAAGUUGGGUGAUGUUGCCAUAUAGCCCAAGCCAAGGACAGGAGGGCAGACAGAUUUAAAGAUGUAGCAAAUAAAGUGGCUUUUGACCAAGAUCACUUUAAUGUGCACUGAAUGUUUUCUGAUAUUGAGUGUAUAAAAGGCUAAUGUUAGAAGGUUUAUUUUGACUAUAAAAGAGUUAUAGAUUUGAAUGUAUGGUACCUCAUGUAAAUAUGCUUCCUAGUUAUGGUUACACAUCCCUCAUUUGAAAGAAUCCACAAAUGAUUAGCUAUGUAGUCAAUGGAUCCCUUCACCCUUCUCUCUUUCCUCACCUUCUGAAUUAUUUUUACGUGAAGAUUAUUAUUUCAAGUGAAAAAAUCAUUAUUUGUGCCUUUUGGGAGACAUGGUUGCUCUAGAGGUAUACAGUUUAUAGUCAUCCUCCUCGAUAAUAAACUUCAUAUAGAACUGAAUGAAAAGUGUUUUAUUUGCAGAGAGACUGAUUUUAUAGUACCUUUGAUGUUCUAUUCUAGAUAUCUAUCUAGGAAUGUGUAAACAUUCUUACAGCCAUUUGCCGCAUUCUUUGACAAGUUUAUAAUUUCAGUGGCUAGUUGUGAGAAGUACCUGUAUGUGAACUCAUGGUUGGUGUUCUAGAUGUAUUAAAUCUAAAUAUCUAUGACUUUUCAUCCACUGAGGCAGGGAGAAUGGACCCAUGGCACUAAACGUAAGCACAGCAUUAUUAUUAUUAUUCAUUUUUUUUGAGUAUCUAUUUUGGAGAGCAACUUUGAGGCCACAUAGCAGUUUGUAUCAUGAAACUAAUAUUUAUAGCCCCCAGUCAACUAUAGGACUGUUAUACUAAGCAGAGAAGAGCAGCUUUUUGGCCUUUGUGUUACAUUGUAUGCCUUUUUCCUCUCUUAAGUUUUGUGCAUAGAUUAGACUUCAGAUUGACAACUCUGCAGCCUGAGAUGUUCCAUUUAUCCAUAGUUGUUACAGUAUAGGAAACCCUGAUUUAAAGCAACACAUAUCUCUCCCCUAAGAGUGUCAACAAAGGAGGUGUGGGAAACAUGGAGCUAUAAAGGAGCUGACUGGUCAGAUUAACUGGUCUCUGUGUCCAGCCCCUCAUUCUUUAGACAGGAAGUGGCACCCUCCUCUGAGGUCUCCCAGCUAGAAAGUGGCCCCCAGGCCACAUGCAAUCGGUGGAAAGGAAUAAACUCAAACAGUGCAGCAUCAGGAGGCCUUUCAAUUUGUGGUUUCUGUAUUUUUUUAAAGAUACCCAGUGCUUUUCCUUAAAAUAAAACGUUGACUAAUAAAGUAAAUGCCAAAGCUAUUUUCCAGGUUGAUAUAUAGGUGCUUUAUUAAAUGAUACUACAGUUUCACUCCCCUGCCCACCUCCACCCACCUUGCUUUAAAAAGGCUUUUACAAUUGUGUUACUGCGUAAAGUCAAUCCAGCAUAGAUUUCUGAACAUAAGAUUGAGAGGGUUUCUAAAAGAAGUCGCUGAAAAGAUAAAAUCAGGUAUUCUGUGCACUUCCACAGAAGGACUAUUUAUGUUUGAAUUCCCAAACAGUCUUAACAUUUCUCUCUUUUUUCUGUUGAUCCCCUUGCAGAUUUGCGUAAUUUAAUCCCCUCUAUUGUCUCAGAUCUUUUUGUGUCUCCUUUACCUUUUACCUUCUUAGGUUUUCUUUAAUUUUUAUAGUUACCUAUGGGCUAGAGGAAAUAUGGUAUUUCUGUUCACUUUCGGUGGUUCAAAAUUGUUCAUUUAUUAAUCUCAUCCAUUCUUCAUUUCCUGCUGUCAUGU
Messenger RNA from Mesoplodon densirostris (Blainville's beaked whale), 6919 nucleotides. It is a transcript of the gene ADAM22, whose product is annotated as ADAM metallopeptidase domain 22. Gene Ontology annotation, biological process: proteolysis. The transcript has 32 exons. Gene Ontology annotation, cellular component: postsynaptic density membrane. Lineage: Eukaryota; Metazoa; Chordata; Mammalia; Artiodactyla; Ziphiidae. The record is from RefSeq and is a predicted model, not a curated record. Gene Ontology annotation, molecular function: metalloendopeptidase activity. The coding region runs from base 320 to 3127 and encodes 935 amino acids.